Molecule: messenger RNA, 950 nt
Organism: Eurypyga helias (sunbittern)
Lineage: Eukaryota; Metazoa; Chordata; Aves; Eurypygiformes; Eurypygidae
Gene: SLC25A20
Product: solute carrier family 25 (carnitine/acylcarnitine translocase), member 20
Exons: 8
Biological process (GO): positive regulation of neuron projection development; carnitine transmembrane transport; mitochondrial transport
Cellular component (GO): mitochondrial envelope
Molecular function (GO): low-density lipoprotein particle binding; O-acyl-L-carnitine transmembrane transporter activity
Source: RefSeq, a predicted model, not a curated record
GUCCGACUGCAAACCCAGCCGAAGCCGCAGCCUGGCCAGCCUCCGCUCUAUUCUGGGACCUUUGACUGCUUCAGAAAGACUCUGCUUGGAGAGGGAGUGCGAGGAUUAUAUCGAGGAAUGGCAGCUCCUAUUAUCGGGGUGACACCCAUGUUUGCUGUGUGCUUCUUUGGAUUUGGCUUGGGAAAAAGGCUGCAGCAGAGAAAACCGGAUGACGUUCUGACAUACCCUCAGCUGUUUGCUGCUGGCAUGUUGUCGGGAGUGUUCACGACAGCGAUCAUGGCUCCAGGAGAGAGAAUCAAGUGCCUCUUGCAGAUCCAGGCAGCUACAGGUGAAACUAAAUACAGUGGCUCCUUGGACUGCGCCAAGCAGCUGUACCGCGAGGCUGGGAUUCGUGGCGUGUACAAGGGGACGGUGCUCACCCUCAUGCGAGACGUCCCAGCCAGCGGAAUGUACUUCAUGACGUACGAAUGGCUGAAGAACAUUCUGACCCCGGAGGGAAAGAGUGUGAGCGACCUCAGUGCGCCUAGGAUCCUCUUUGCUGGGGGCCUGGCUGGGAUCUUCAACUGGGCGGUUGCCAUUCCACCAGACGUGCUGAAAUCCCGUUUCCAGACCGCUCCGCCAGGAAAAUACCCAAACGGCUUCAGAGACGUGCUGAGGGAGCUUAUCCGGGAGGAGGGAGUCGUGUCUCUGUACAAGGGCUUCACAGCCGUGAUGAUCAGGGCGUUUCCCGCCAACGCGGCGUGUUUUCUUGGCUUUGAAGUUGCCAUGAAGUUUCUUAACUGGGUGGCGCCAGGUCUGUGAAGACCCAGAGGCCUUUGGAAAGUGGCGAGAAGGAAGCGAGCACACGUCUGCCUCAGAGGAAUAAAAGAAUGAUCACUUGACGUUUCAGGAAUAAUUUUUUGCCUAAUACCUGUUUGCCUUCCUCACGUUCUUCAGGCGGUGCUGCAUGC